AUGCAUAAUAUUAUAUUAUUUCAGAAAAGUAUGAGUAUAGAGUUAAAAUGUCCAAAUACCAUUGAAUUUUAUCCAUUUGCUUAUGCAUUAUAUAAUGAAUUUUUGCAAAAUCAUUGUUGGUAUUGUUUAAAUGAAAAAGAAAAAAUUAAUUCUCUAAGUCGUUGUUCAGGAUGCCAUUUUGGAUUAUACUGUAAUACUGAAUGUCAAAGAUUAGGUUGGAAAGAUCAUAUAUAUGAAUGUAAAGCUAUUCAAAAAACAAAUGGUAAAGAGAUACCUGAUAUUGAAGUAAGAUUAUUAGGAAGAAUUGUUACUAGAUAUAAAUUAAUUUUAAAAAAAAAAGAUGUUAAAAUUAAUGAUUUUUAUAAAGAUAGAACAUCUAAUAGAAAUAUAAUGGAUAUUUGGCAUCAUAAAAAUGAAAUAAAAAAUGAUUAUCAUGCAAUGGCAAAAUUUAAUUCAAUUUAUGAAAAACUUAUAAAAUUUUAUGAUGAAUCUAAUUUACUUCCAAAAGAAGAUAUUUUUGAACUUCACUGUAGAGAUUUUAUAAAUCGACAUGCAAUAAGUGAUAAAGGUUAUUUAAAUGAAAUAGGAAAAGGUUUAUAUCUUGAUCUUUGUGCUUAUGAUCAUAGUUGUCGCCCAAAUACGAUUUAUGUUUGUAAUGGAUUUGUAGCAACAUUACGUCCACUUAAUUCAUCUGUUAAUCUUUUAGAUAAAUCAUCAACAUUUUAUUCUUAUAUUGAUUUAUUUGCUUGUAAACAACAAAGAAAAAAAAUGUUAAAAGAUACAUGGUAUUUUAAUUGUGAGUGUGAAAGAUGUAAAGAUGAUGAUGAACAUAUUCUUACAUCUAUGAUAUGUCCAAGCUGUGUUAAUGAUCCCAAACAAUAUAAACGUAUUCCAAUACAAUUAUGGGGAGAUAAACAUAAAAAAAAUGGUAAAUUAACUUGUCCAGAAUGUGGUACAAUUGUAUCACAAGAAUCAGUAUUGGAAGCAUUAAAAGGAAUGAGAUUUAUUGAAGAUAUUUUAGAAAGAAAAGAAAUUGAAGAAAUGUCUUCUAAAAAAGCUAUUGAUUUUUUGGAAAGUAUUUUAACAAAAUAUGCUACAAUUUUACCAACGGUAAACGUUUAUUACAUUAAAAUUGUUCAAGCAUUAAUUCCCCUUAUUGAUAGUGAUGAUACAGAAAAACUUUUGGAUUUACAUUCAAUGGCUGAAAAAUCAUUAAGAAUAUGUUUUCCUGAAAAUCAUCCUGCAAUAGCAUUUCAUUUAAGAAAUAUUGGAAUAUUUUAUCAACGUUUAGGAAAACUUGACAAAUCAAAAAAUUAUUUUGAAGAAGCUUUAAAAAUAUUACAAUUUUCUUUGUCUGAUGAUCAUUCAAUGACAAAAGAUGUUAAUAAACUAUUCAAUAGUGUAAAUGAUGAAAUUUUAAGAUUAAAUGAAAGCAAUGAUGAAAAUAUCAAAAUAAACUCUAACAUUAAUAGUGAUGAUGACUCAAUGACAAUUAUAAAUGAUAACUUUGAAGAUAUUAAUAUAAAAGAUUGCAAUCCCGAAAGUCCAAUAAAAGAAACAACUGUUUCAUCUAUUAAUGAUGAUGAAUUUCCUUUAAUGGAAUUGAUUAAUGAUAAUCAAUUUAAAGGAAAUAGAAAAUUAGAGACUCAAGAUUCAUUAACUGAAAUGUUUAAUGAAGAUACACUUGAUAUACCAAACUUAAUUUGA
Molecule: messenger RNA, 1707 nt
Organism: Strongyloides ratti
Lineage: Eukaryota; Metazoa; Nematoda; Chromadorea; Rhabditida; Strongyloididae
Product: Buzidau
Exons: 3
Coding region: 1-1707 (568 amino acids)
Cellular component (GO): nucleus
Molecular function (GO): protein binding
Source: RefSeq, a predicted model, not a curated record